AUGGCUGCGAAUCCAACUUUCUUCAUCAGUCAGACCAAGGAUGGCGACCAUGUGGACACCUGUAGAUACGGCGACGUGUACAUGACAGCUGCGAAUAACAGCAUGAACGGUGGGCUGUGCGCUUAUGAGGCGGAUAGGCAGUUAAUCUAUGCGUGCCCAGCUCCUGAUUCCAUCUGCUGGGCAUUGGCCCCAGACUGCACUGGUGGAAACUCAGUUACUCCCGGCACCGGCCAGAUACGAUGUGGACAACCAGAGACUGCGGUCUGGUGUUGCGACGAGGCGCAGGACUGCACUCAAGCUCCCAGACAGAUCAACGUGUGCUGGGGCAAGUUCGAGAACCCGAACAAGGGUCUCUCUCCGGAGGCAGCAAACCAACUGCAGUCAUCAUCACUAGCCGCUAUUGAAAGCGCUGCGCUCUCGUCGAGACUCACGGCCAUGACCGCCGGUAUCUCUGCGACGACAACUCUCAGUACUAUCACGACUGGCGGAGGCUCAGCAGGCUUGACCGCCUCUGCAGCCGCCACGGCCGGACCGUCCGCCCAACCUUCCGAGAACACCGACUCAACGAGGCCUUCCGUUGGCGCGAUAGCCGGGAUAGCCGUUGGCUCCGUUAUAGCCGGUGUCCUGAUCGGUAUCGGACUAUUCUAUACCUGGCAAAGGAAGAAGAAAACCAAGCAGAUGGCAUACGAAAAGGAUCAGGGACACGGCGGUCCCUAUGGUGAGAUGCCUGCGUCUAUGGCUCGGUAUGAGGUACUCGCGCAGUCGAAAGCGCCGCCGCUGUAUGGUUCAGAGGCUGUGCAUGAGAUGCCUCAUCAGAGCAAGCCUGUAGAGAUGCCGGUGGCUGACGACGAAGUGGAUGACAGGAGGUGA
This is a messenger RNA of Coniosporium apollinis CBS 100218, 870 nucleotides long. RefSeq lists its product as uncharacterized. The record is from RefSeq and is a predicted model, not a curated record. Bases 1 to 870 code for a protein of 289 amino acids. The transcript has 2 exons. Lineage: Eukaryota; Fungi; Ascomycota; Dothideomycetes.